AUGAUCAAAGUUCGGUAUAGCGUUAUGCAAAUGAUCUUAAUACUCAACUAUCUCUUCAUCGCAUCAUCAACCGUCGAGGAUGAGUCUAAGAUUCGGAGAGUUAUAACGAUGAAAGAGAAUGAAUGGGAGGCCGGCUUCGUGCCUGGGCACUUUAAUCACAUGCAGGUAGAGAGGUGGUGGAUGAAGACACGAAACUUUCUCACAGAAGCAGGAUCCCUUCCCAAUAUCAGUGACUAUCAAUCGGUCGAUCCAUGGUUAUUUGACAUGGGCUUUGUUAAUGAUAUGCUCCGCCGUCUUCAAAAGUCGCCCUUAUUCGAUGACGACAUUCGGUUAGACGAACUCAAAAUUGUGCUUACAAAUCUUGAAGCGAUUUUGUCUAUGGAAGAUGAGCGGUCAGCUUUGAUUCAACCUCAUCCCAUCGACAUCAACGAUACUAUUCAAAUACAAGCUUAUUUUGCGACAGCAUUUCGUGCACUUGAACCAAGCAUACUAUUGCAAAUUUUGCCGAAAUGGAGAAAAGUUUGGAUUCGAUCCAGAAAGAACAACAAAGAGGAUUUGCCCCGCCUGGUCAUGGAACCAAUGACUCACGAUAUGAGAGUACAACAUAUUGCCAACAUCUUUCAAGAAGUCUCAUCCCUGAAUGCAUUAGGGCAAGAGACAAAGCAGGUGAAGCUGUUAGAAAGAUCCAAGCCCGAUAGAAUGAUACUUGCAGAACCAGUGGUAGUCCACAUUGUCCAGGUCUCGCCGAAUCCGUAA
Penicillium brevicompactum is the source of this 756-nucleotide messenger RNA. RefSeq lists its product as uncharacterized. The coding region runs from base 1 to 756 and encodes 251 amino acids. The record is from RefSeq and is a predicted model, not a curated record. The transcript is spliced from 4 exons. Lineage: Eukaryota; Fungi; Ascomycota; Eurotiomycetes; Eurotiales; Aspergillaceae.